This is a messenger RNA of Camellia sinensis, 456 nucleotides long. Lineage: Eukaryota; Viridiplantae; Streptophyta; Magnoliopsida; Ericales; Theaceae. The record is from RefSeq and is a predicted model, not a curated record.
AUGAUUCAAGCUGAAAAGGAGCUUCAGGAGGCACUGGCCACCAAAGAAGCCGAAAUAAAAGAUACCGACGAGAAGGCAUAUGCCCAAGGCAUGGCCGACGUCACAGAUGCCUACGAACAACAGAAACUCAAUGUCCCAGAGAACUCACCGUUGAGGAAAGUCGAUGCCAUUCCUCUUUCAUUCCCUCCAGCUCAACCUCCAAGUCAAGACGUCGGCGAAUCUGAGUCUGAGGAUGGUGAUGAGGAAGGGGAUGAGGCGUUGGAUGAAGAAGGCAAUGAGGUUAACAAAGAUGCUGCUGAUGAGAAGGAAUCAGCCGAUGCCAUCCUUGCUGAUAAAAACCUUGAAGACACUCUUGCAGAAAUUGACGCCGAGGUCGCGGUGGAUAAGACUGCUGAGAUGUCUUCUCAACAAACAUCUGAUCUUCAAAUUCACCCAACUGGUGGAGAGGAGUCUUAG